This is a messenger RNA of Parasteatoda tepidariorum (common house spider), 1606 nucleotides long. RefSeq lists its product as uncharacterized. NCBI's taxonomy places the organism in Eukaryota, Metazoa, Arthropoda, Arachnida, Araneae, Theridiidae. The record is from RefSeq and is a predicted model, not a curated record.
GAAGAAUUCAAAUAACAGAGUAAUUACAGAACGAAUUUCUAUAAUUGUUUUAGCUUUAGUUAUCAUUAUAUUUAUCAACACUAGUCAUCUUUAGACGAAAUGUUUUUAAAAUUCUUAUUUCGAGUUUAUUCCCCACUUAACUACGGAAACUAAAUAUAAGCAACACAAUUACUUAAUCAUGUGCUGUCUAGUUGUAAAGUAUAUUUUACUGUUUUUCCUAAUUCGAGCUUCAAAAUCAAGACCGAGAAAAGUGUUCGAAAACUCCCGGUAUGCCCCAAAUAGUGUUGUAAUUACUCCUUUAUCAAUGGAAAAUCAAAAUGCGCCGAUUCAAGAUGAAACUAAAUCUGAAAUAGAAAAGUCUUUUAAUAAAUAUGAAAAACUUUUCACUGAAAAUAGUAGAGAAAACUCGGCAAUUCACAAAAGUGCUUCAGAUGAUAAUUUCAGAGAUACUAUGAUGUUAUCGACUGGAACCAAGCCACUUUUUAAUACGAAAUUGAAAUUUGCCAAACAGUUGGACCGACACGGAUUAAAAUUUGAGAAUGACAAACUCAAUUUUGGCAGACCUAUUAAUUCGCCAGCUAUGAAUCGUGUUCAUUUUCUGCUGAUGGAGAAGAACCGAAUCCAUCUUUGGCACCCAGGUAUAGGGAAAAAUGGUUUUCAGAGAACAAAAUUUCCUCUAUUUAAAGAACAAAAAAUUAAUGAUAGAAUUAUGCCAAAAGAAUUUGAGCAUGAAAUAGAUACAAAUUUUCCUUCAAGCACAAAAACCGAAAGGAUGUCUAGCUCAACAGAGGCAACAGAUGAUUCAGGGAAAGAAGAAUCCACAUCAAAGUAUGUUCCUGACUCAUUGAGGGGGGUCGAUUCCAAAGAACACGAUCGCUCCAAACUAUUAUCAACUCGGCUACAAAUAUUACAGAUACCUGUACAUGUUGACAACACUAAUUUGUUUCUGUUGACAAAUGAAACUAAAUUAUUCAAAGCGUUUAAUAUAUCUAUGGCCACGCUCAAAACUCAAUCAGAAGACUUCAGCUAUUUGGAAAGUCCCUAUUCUAUUGGGAUAAUAUGCGGCUUGGCAUUCCUGAUUUUGUUGUUGUUGUUUGUAGUUUGUUUAUUUAAAAUGGAUGGAAAAGGCACAACACCCGUAAAGAAGGACAAUAGUACAUCAACAACUCUACCACAAGCUCCUGGAGACAUCUUAAAAUCAUCUACAGAAAAUGUUAAUACGAGACAGGCAAAAUCUUCAGAUUAUGAAUGUGAUUGUGGCAUAGAUUUGGAGGCCCCCUUGGGUGAAAACUUAAGAGAUAUGCUAUGCGAAAUGGAUAUGCUUUUGUUUGAAUCAUCUCUAAAUCCAGAUGAUAAGCAGUGCAUCGAUAAAUUGUUGAAAUCAAAUUAUGAGAACAAUCCAUCUGGUCGUUUGGAUUUUUAAAAAAUGAAUAAAAGGGAGAAAUGGCAGACAGACAAUAAAAUUAAAAAAUUUUUGAUAGAGUCAUAUGACAUUGAUACUAGGUAACCGACUUAAAAGUGAUGAUUCAUCAGAACUUUUUCUUCACAUUGUUAAGUAAUAAUAUAUUGCAAAACUUCAGUUAUAAAUGAUUUUAAUAAAUCUUUU